Lampris incognitus (smalleye Pacific opah) is the source of this 1820-nucleotide messenger RNA. RefSeq names its product TRAF3 interacting protein 2a (gene traf3ip2a). NCBI's taxonomy places the organism in Eukaryota, Metazoa, Chordata, Actinopteri, Lampriformes, Lampridae. The transcript has 10 exons. Bases 183 to 1493 code for a protein of 436 amino acids. Gene Ontology annotation, biological process: positive regulation of canonical NF-kappaB signal transduction; humoral immune response. The record is from RefSeq and is a predicted model, not a curated record.
UCGAGGUACGCUGUUGCCUCGCAGGCGUCCCAAAGAACGAAAGGAAGAAAGGAAGAAAGUAGAGGGAACAACAAAUCGGCCUUGAGGGAACCUUCUCCCCUCGACUCGGCACAGCUUCCCCCCCGGAAGUAACGCAAAAGCUGUCCAGCGUGAGGAAACCCCUCGACCGCCCGAGAGCACGGAUGGAUCCCAGGAAAGGGGUUUGCCCCCAUCGGAGCGUGCCGGUGGAAACUGAUGAAUCCAUGACGUCGUCCACCCUGGACCUGGUCUGGCCUCCCUCUUGUCAGCAGUGCCUCAGGCAAACGGAGACCCGAGUGAGGCUGGCGGAGGAGGACUUGGAGCCGCCUGGGGCGACAGUAAUCCAGGGGACACGUCCGGAGAGAGGUGGCGGAGGAGAUCAGCGUCCCUCUAUCCCUUCCCCGGCACAAAUCUUUCCCCUGGCAGGUGUUUGGCCGCAGGCCCACACAGAACGGUUUCUACACGGCAGGGACCCCACGGUGAACCACUGGAGCGGCUUUGCCUACACCUCCAACCUGCCUCAGGAGUGCUCUGCAGAGGAGGUGGACGUCUUGGAGCCUCCUCUGCCGCUCAUGUCGGACUUACACAGCCCCUGCUAUGCCUCGCCACGAUACCCAGCUGCGCACACACCCAGGCGAUGCCCUGAUCCGGUCUAUGGCUGUCAUGUCAGACAGUUUGCGUUGUCUGAAAAUCCAGCCCACAACGCUCACAACCAGUGUCAACGUACACCGCCUAAUUACCCCUAUGGGCCGCACCAGGAGUUUCAACCCUGCCCACCUUCCUGGCGUCCCCAAACGACUGCUUCGACUAGAAGCAGAACCUACCUGAAAAAUGCCCCGGGCGGCCCCGGCGGGAACGCGCCCCGGUGCGCGGCCCCUCCGAGAGAGAUCAUGGGCGAGGUCGGCGUGGGGCUGUUCUGCUGUGACGCUGUGGCGACACGAGCGGGAACACAGGAGAUGAAGAAGACCAUCAGCUUACCGGAGGAGUGCAGGAACAUCUUCAUCACAUAUUCGGUGGACACGGCCACGGAGAUGAUUCCUUUCACCAAGUUUCUCACCAACCAGGGCUUCAACCCGGCGAUCGAUAUCUUCGAUAACCCGAUUCGGAGGAUGGAUAUCACCAAAUGGAUGGACAGCUUCCUGAAGGAUAAAUCGGUGCUCAUCGUCGUGGUGAUCAGCCCCAAGUACAAGGAGGACGUGGAGGGAGACGGGGACGACGAACACGGUCUGCACACCAAGUAUAUUCACAAUCAGAUCCAGAACGAGUUCAUCCAGCAGCGCUGCCUGAAUUUCCGGCUGGUUCCUGUGCUGUUCCCCUCCGCCACCAAGAAGCACGUCCCCACCUGGCUGCAGAGCACCAGGAUCUACCGCUGGCCCCAGGACACCCAGGAUCUGGUCCUCCGCCUGCUCAGAGAGGAGCGCUACGUGGCCCCGCGGCUAGGGCAGGAGCUAACCCUGACAGUACGACCGCUGUGAACAGGACCGGCAGUAAACGGACGCAGGCCUUUGGCAGAACUGAUUCCAGCACUUCAGCAUUCACUCCUUCGCUUCUUCAAGAUUAGACACGCAAAGAUGUGCAAGGCCCUAGAAGAAGACUGCCUGUUCAGCCUUGCAGGGAGCGCCAUGCAUGGCGGGAAAUAAGGCGGGAAAUGUGGCCGUGCUCAAAAACCAAUCGCAGUUAUGAAAUUGAUCCUGUUAAUGCCAUCACAGUGCAGUUCUAAUACGUUCUACAUCACAAUCUCUGGUAGGGGGUUUUUAUUGCUGUGACGACGACCCUACUUUUAUCGAGAGUAAAGUAUUUUG